Beta vulgaris subsp. vulgaris (sugar beet) is the source of this 2967-nucleotide messenger RNA. Its product is annotated as MND1-interacting protein 1. The record is from RefSeq and is a predicted model, not a curated record. Lineage: Eukaryota; Viridiplantae; Streptophyta; Magnoliopsida; Caryophyllales; Amaranthaceae. The transcript has 2 exons. The coding region runs from base 506 to 2707 and encodes 733 amino acids.
UAUACCCCCUAAAAACACUGUUGAUUUUUGUUUAUUAGAUGUGUAAUUUCAAAUUUUCUUUCAAUCAACCUAGUAUCCAUUUUGAUUUAAUUAUUCUCUUUUUACACUAAUUAUAAAUUUAAUACCAGCAGUCUCUGUCACCAACCCCAAUAUAUUCGUGUACUCUCUCACACUUCUGCGGGUUUUGUUCAUGCGCAGCUUCAUACAACGGACCACAAUAAAGCUUACGUUGGAUCGUCAAUCCUCUCAUAUGUGAGUUCAUUUCUCAUUCAAUUGAAUUUACCCUAAAAUCAAUUCUCACCCUUUCAUUUAUUGAUUUUACCUCUUUAAUUCCAUUCAACGUUGCAUCAAAUUAGAAUAGAAUUCAAAAGAAAUUGAAUUUUUUUUCUUUUUGAUCGAAUCUUUAUUAUACAGCAGAGUAUUUUUUUUAGCGUUUCUUACUCAGUCUUAUAGUGGGGUUUAUUCUUCUUUUAAAUUUAUUAUACGUUGUUGAAAAAUAAAAAAAAUGGGUUGUACUGUGAGGGAAAAACACAUUAGAACAAGUAGAAGAUCACGAUCAAUGAAACCCACAAACACAGAUGUUGAUAAUCUUCAUCAUCAAAGUGUUAUUAAUGAAAGAACUUCAGCAUUGGCUAAAUCUAUGCUUGAAUCUGGGUUUAAACCUUGGACUUAUAACAUGGGUUUUAAUGAUUCUGUGCAAAAUAGUGCUUCAAACCCUAAUAACCCAGAUUCUAGCAGUGCCCAGAACCCUGGUUUUGAUGACUGUGGAUGGGGUUACUGUACUGAGGAACAAUUAGAGGAAAUUUUGUUGAAGCAAUUGGAGUUUUUGUAUAAUGAGGCGGUUUCAAAGCUCGUUGCGUUGGGGUAUGAUGAGGACGUUGCUUUGAAAGCUGUGUUGAGGAAUGGGCAUUGCUAUGGUGGUAUGGAUGUUUUAACUAAUAUCUUGCAUAAUUCAUUGGCAUAUUUGAACAGUGGGUGUUGUGGGGAUGAUGGCGAUCAUGAGGAGUCUGAGCUUGUAUUUACGGAUUUGAGGCAGUUGGAGGAGUAUUCGCUUGCGGGUAUGGUUUGUUUGUUGCAGCAAGUUCGCCCCCAUUUAAGUCGAGGGGAUGCAAUGUGGUGCCUCCUUAUGAGUGAUCUUCAUGUGGGUCGGGCGAGUACUAUUGAAAUUCCUAUGCUUCCCUCCCCUGGUAGUGUUUGUGGAAGUGCUGUGAGCAAUGUGGAAAGUGUUAGUGACAACGCCUCUAGUUCUGGAAUUAGCGUCUCCCCUGGAUUGUGCAAGUUCCAUGGGGGUUGGGGUUUUGGAAAUGGACCCAAUUCGGAGCAUCCUGUUAAUGGAAUUGGUGGGGUUUUCUCGUAUUCAGAAGCUAGCAUUCAGAGAGAGAUUGAUUGUGCCAAAAGGUUCAAUCUCAGCCCUUCUAUGAAGUCCUUGUUGAAGAGGAAUGUUGCAGCUUUUGCUGCUGGGUUCCGCUCUAAACAACAGCUACAAUUACAAUCUCAACCUUGCACCAAUUCUGCAGUAAGUGGAGACUCUUCAAAAGGAACUGUCCCGGAUGUUGAUGUGCCAAGUGACCCGUCUGUUGAGUCUAGUGAUAAUAACCAAGAUAUUGUAAACUCUUUGUUGAAUAAAUUUCGAGAUUUGAAUCUUGAUGAGAACUUAGAGUGUGUUACAGAGGAUCAGAAAGAUGAGAUAAUCUUGACUUUGUUGCAUCAAGUGAAGGAUUUAGAGAAGCAGGUAAACGAGCGAAAGGAAUGGGCUCAUCAGAAGGCAAUGCAAGCUGCCAGAAAACUUAGCAGUGAUCUGACAGAACUCAAGAUAUUAAGAACCGAGAGAGAUGAGACUCAGAGGUUAAAAAAGGGUAAGCAGACCCUGGAAGAUACAACCAUGAAGAGGUUAUCGGAAAUGGAGAAUGCUCUAAGAAAGGCUAGCGGUCAGGUGGACCGUGCAAAUGCAGCUGUUAGACAGCUUGAGGUUGAGAAUGCUGAGAUCAGAGCAGAGAUGGAGGCUUCUAAGUUGAGUGCAUCUGAGUCAGUCACAACUUGUUUGGAGGUCGCAAAGAGGGAGAAGAAGUGCUUGAAGAGACUUCUUGCUUGGGAGAAGCAGAAAACAAAGUUACAGGAGGAAAUUGCUGCUGAAAAACGGAAGAUUGCUGACCUGCAACAGCAGUUGAAGCAGAUUCUUACAACUCAGAAGGAAGCUGAGGCGAAGUGGAAGAGGGAAGUCAAGUACAAGGAAGUUGCAAUGACUCAGGUGGAGGAAGAAAGACGUUCCAAGGAAGCAACGGAGAGUAACAACAAGCGUAAGCUUGAAGCCUUGCGCCUAAGGAUAGAUAUGGACUUCCAGCGUCACAAGGAUGAUCUCCAAAGGCUGGAGCAGGAACUCUCUCGCCUCAAAGCAAAUGCACAACUACUUAUUGAGCCUCAUGAUUCAUCAGAUGCUUUUGCUACAGAAAAUCCUGAAGCAGCAAAAGAUCAAGGGGAAACUAUUGCAAAGCUUCUACGGGAAUUGGAUGAACCGGAGAAGGAAGGAUCAGAGAGAGAGUGCUUGGUGUGUAUGAAAGAGGAAGUCUCUGUUGUGUUCCUGCCUUGUGCACAUCAAGUGAUGUGUGCCAACUGUGGCGAGAAAUAUGGUAAGAAAGGGAAAGCGACUUGUCCUUGUUGCCGGUGUCCCAUUGAACAAAGAAUUCGUGUUUUUGGCGCGAGCUCGUAGAUACAGAGCACAGUUUGUGGUUGUAAUUUCUUACAGCCCAGCUUAAAACUUUUAACAUCCCAGCUGUAUGUAAAUAAUAAGGGGAGGGGGAACCGUGCUAUAUGCUUCUGUUUUCAAAGUAUGGAAGCAUUUAAAUUAAAAACGAAGUGAAAUAAGUCACUGGGAAGGUGAUUCGACAUGAAUCAGUAAACUUUACAUGGUAUAUAUUAUUGUAGAGCCCUGUUGUCUACAUAGAUAUGAAAAGGGAAAACUUGUGCUAA